UCUUGCAUUUACGGCCUGGCACAAGACCGACAACUCGGAAUAUGCCGGUAAUAAGACACAAGAUAAUAAUUCUUAUGGCGCCUCGUUAGCGCACCAAGUUUUCUGCUUGGCGCUCGUAUAUAUAGGUGCAAGCAAUAGUUUUGGACAAACAUUACUUAUUGCCUGUCUCUUGUCGUCUAGCCGGCUCAAAAUAAUAAAUCGUUCCCGCAGCACCGAACAAAAAAUGUUGACGCAAGCUGUGUUUUUAUUCCUUCUCGUUGGAGCCCUUGCGUUUCCUACCCAAUUUGGAAACUUUGGUCAGAGCGGUGCUUUUGACAGCAGCAAUUUCCAAAGCCAAGAUCAGUCCCAAGGUAAUGCGGCGGGUGCCGGUAAUGCUGCAGUCGGGGGCACCGGAUCCGCCCAGAGCAUUAACAAGGCCGACCACCAAGCCGAUGGCAAGCGAACCCAGUCCAGCGGCCUGAGCGCCAACACCGCCCAGGGUACCGGCGGUGUGAGUGCCGGCGGCGCAGCUCAAGCCGGUGGUCAGACAGCCAGCCAGAAAGCCGGACAGCGUCAGCAGGCUUUCCAGGGUACCAACUUUGGCACUACGGGCUUUGGUGGUCAACCUCAAUUUGGUAACUUUGGCGGCCCUGGAAAUGGAUUUUCUAACCCCAAUGCUGGCUUUGUUUCUGGUCCUGGCUUUGGUGGUAACAAUUUUGGUACCUCCAGCAAUCUCGGCAACCAGAAUUUCAACAAGCAGACUCAAUCGGGCGGUAAUGCCGCUGGAGCCGGUACAGCCUCCGCCAUCAAUGGACAGGCGACGAGCCUAAACACAGCCGACCAGUUUGCCGAUCAGCACGGAGAUAGAGAAAGUGGCACAAGUGCGAACGCGGCCGACGGCUUUAACCCCAACACCCAAGGCGCUGCGCAAGCUGGUGGUGCCACCCAGGGACUCAAGCAGGGAUCGAGGUUUAAUGCUUUCAACAAUCAGUUUAGCAAUGGAUUUUAAACGAUGUUUCCUGUUAAUGAAUGAAGUGUGAUAUUAAAUAAAUAUAAAGAUUUAUUAUUGCAUAAAUGCAUUGGUGAUCUAAAUUAGAGUCACAGAUUUUGAAAAAAUGGCAAAAGUUGUAAAAAGGCAAAAUAAUCUGACACAAAUGAAUGCUAAAAAACCGAAAAUAAAUCUGACGCCAUAAACGUGG
Molecule: messenger RNA, 1178 nt
Organism: Paramacrobiotus metropolitanus
Lineage: Eukaryota; Metazoa; Tardigrada; Eutardigrada; Parachela; Macrobiotidae
Exons: 2
Coding region: 224-988 (254 amino acids)
Source: RefSeq, a predicted model, not a curated record